Molecule: messenger RNA, 1844 nt
Organism: Dendroctonus ponderosae (mountain pine beetle)
Lineage: Eukaryota; Metazoa; Arthropoda; Insecta; Coleoptera; Curculionidae
Exons: 6
Coding region: 167-1795 (542 amino acids)
Biological process (GO): RNA polymerase II preinitiation complex assembly; transcription initiation at RNA polymerase II promoter
Cellular component (GO): SLIK (SAGA-like) complex; transcription factor TFIID complex; SAGA complex
Molecular function (GO): protein heterodimerization activity; RNA polymerase II general transcription initiation factor activity; transcription coactivator activity
Source: RefSeq, a predicted model, not a curated record
GAGAGAGAACGAAAGCGGUUCUUGGAAAAGUUGGAAAAGGGGUUAUGUUUCAUAUCUAAAUGUGUAAACAAACCUGGAAUGUUAGUACUAACUUUUCCAAAGUUAACUUUGUGCUAACGAUUUGUGAACAAGAGAAAUUCAGAAUAGUUUAGUAUAAACGCUAGAAAUGGAUGAAGACCAACCUUCCUGUUCAUCCACGGGCCCAAAACCGAAGAAAAUCAAAAAGAAGGCAAGAAGCGAGCAACACAGUCCAACUACUUCAUCCAAUUCCAAUUCAAGCCCAAUUAAUAGAAGUCCUGGCGAAAAGGAAUGUCAGUAUUAUGCAGGCGUAGGGCCAGAUAGCACACAACUAUAUGCUAAAGAAGUUAAUUGCGACGAUAUCUCAGAUGACGCAUGCAAUCUACUUACAGAAGAUAUUAAUUAUAAAUUAAGAUACAUUUUACACGAUUGCUUAAUUAAAGGUAAGCUACAAGGCCGAGAAAAUAUUCUUUCGAGUGACGUUGAAGAGGCGUUUUCCGACUUAACCAUUGAUAAAGUAUAUGGAGCGCCUUCUUCGCCAAAUUGGCAAAGGGAUGGUCGCGAUAAUCGAUUGCACUAUCUAGAGGACCAGAAGAUUAAUUUUAUUGAAAUUGCCGAAAAAGAGUUUAGAUAUAGUCAAGAAGGCGAAUUUUUGACGGAUUCAGAGUGGUUGAAUCAGGACAAUGAAUCGGAAACUGAUAUGGAGGAAUACAGAGAAUUAUUUGCUGAGUAUUUUCAAACAAUGUGUGAAGCGGUUGUUAGUGAAAGUGAAGAAAUAAGACAGAUGGCUUUACUGGAUAUAAGCACGAACCCCAAUAUCGGUCGAAUUACCGAUUGGUUUUAUCAUUUUUCAUACUUUCUACUUACGAAAAACGUAACUUAUGACCAUUUAACGAUGCGUGCGCUUCAUUUACUGGAGACUUUGGAAAAUAGCCCUCUAUCUAGUAUGCACGUGUACGGGAAGCAAUUGAGAUUGCUGAUAAGACUAUUACUUCAGCGACUGUUAAUAUCAAGCGCCAACGAAGAUGUCAUUAAAUGCAUGUGCUACGUUUUGUCCUUAUUUUGCCUCCGACCACCACUUAAGAGGAUGGUGUUGAGAAAACUCCAAGGAAAAAUAGUUAGUGUGGAAGAAAAUAUGACGGUGGCAUUUCUGAACAUCAUCUAUUAUGUUGGCAUUGAUGCUAUUAAGACCGUUUUUUUGCCGAAUUUGUUCCACUUUUUGAACAUGGAAAAGCACAACCCUGAUUUAACAGACGUGAUAAUGGCCAUAUAUGGUGUAAUAUGCAAAGCCGAUUUGAACAAAAAAUUCACGUAUUAUGCCUUCAAGGAAUCUUUUGGGUGCAUAUUAGUGCCUUACUACCGUCCAAAGCUUUUAAAACCAGAGGUGGAAAAGCUAGAAAUUAGUACGGUAAGUGCGAAAGUAAGGCUGAUGCGAACCAGACGGAAACUACAAUGCAGCAACAGGAUUUCUGAACAUAAGGAUGACCAAGUUUUUCAAUAUGCGUUACACAAUUGUGCUGUAAACCGGCCAAAUGUUCAAGGUAGCACAACAGAAUCAGCCUUUUCACAUGGACAAGGAGUAAAUGGUUUUAAACUAUUGGCUCCAUGUUGCGCUCUUCGAAGAAAAAUCGAAAUUAGUAACCAACAACACCAGACGGGUCAAACUAGUAAGGAUACUAAAGUAACAGUUGGUCAGAUAAGUGCGUUACUACCCAUACGGAAAUUUGACGCUCCAAAGUUUUGCAAAGACCAUUCGUUGCUAAGCUGUUGGCUGUAAUAAACAUUAAAUAUUAUUAUUAUUAAAUAUUAUUUUGAUAUCAAUAAAA